ACAAUGAAGAAACACGAUCCUUGAGUUCACUAUUUACUGUGUGCGGAGCGCAUAAAAACUUGUUUGCGCGGAUAUUUGUCUCUUUAUUCUUAUUUCUGACUCCAUUCUUCCUUCUUUCGUGUACUUGACAAAAGAGACUUGUUUGUGGACUAAGAACAAGUAGUGGAAUAUCUUUCUUUUCCUUUACCAAUUGAUGUUCGUUUCUUUAUAAGUAUCUCUGUCCUCAUCCUAUCAGAUUGCGAAGUUUUUCAAGCUACUGAGAAAAAAAGAAAAGGAAAAACAAUAAGAGAAAAAAAAAUGGCUGAAAUUCUUCUUACAGCAGUCAUCAAUAAAGCUGUAGAUAUAGCUGCAAAUCUACUCUUUCAAGAAGGAACGCAUUUGUAUUCUUUGAAAGAGGACAUCGACUGGCUGCAGAGAGAAAUGAGACAUAUUCAAGCAUACAUAGAUGACGCAAAGGCCAAGGCAACUGAAGGCGAUUCAAGGGUGAAAAUCUUAAUAAAAGAUAUUCAAGAAUUGGCAGGUGAUGUGGAGGAUCUCUUAGAUGAGUUCCUUCCAAAAAUUCAACAAUCCAACAAGUGCAAAGGCGCAAUCUGUUGUUGCCUUAAGACCACUUGCAUCCCUUCUCAUGCUUCUUUUGCCGAUGAGUUUGCUAUGGAGAUCGAGAAGAUAAAGAAAAGGGUUGUUGACAUUAACCGUGUAAGGACAACUUACAACAUCAUGGAUACAAGUAACAACAAUAAUGAUUGCAUUCCAUUGGACCGGAGAAGACUAUUCCUUUAUGCUGAUGAAACAGAGGUCUUCGGUUUGGAUGAUGACUUCAAUGUGCUACAAGCCAAAUUACUUGAUCAAGAUUUGCCUUACGGAGUAGUUUCCAUAGUUGGCAUGCCCGGUCUGGGGAAAACAACUCUUGCCAAGAAACUUUAUAGGCAUGUUCGUGAUCGAUUUGAGUGUUCGGGACUGGUCUAUGAGUCACAACAACCAAGAGAGAGAGAAAUCUUACUUGACAUAGCCAAACAAUUUGGAGUGACAGAAGAGGAAAGGAAAGAUAACUUGGAGGACAACCUAAAAUCCCUCUUGAAAACAAAAAGGUACGUUAUUCUCUUAGAUGAUAUUUGGGAUGUUGAAAUUUGGGAUUAUCUGAAACUUUACCUUCCCGAAUGUGAUUCAAAAAUUGGCAGUAGGAUAAUUCUCACAUCUAGAAAUAGCAAUAUAGGAAGAUACGUAGGAGGGGAUACCUCGCUCCACAUAUUGCAACCCCUAGAUUCAAAGAACAGCUUUGAACUCUUUACCAAUAAAAUAUUUCAUUUUGAUAAUAACGAUUGGGCCAAUGCUUCCCCAAACUUGGUUAAUAUUGGUAGAGAUAUAGUUGGGAGAUGUGGAGGUAUACCACUAGCCAUUGUAGUGACUGCAGGCAUGUUAAGAGCAAGAGAAAGGACAGAACAUGCAUGGAAGAGAGUACUUGGGAGUAUGGGUCAUAAAAUUCAUGAUGGAUGUGCUAAGGUAUUGGCUUUGAGUUACAAUGAUUUGCCCAUGGCAUCUAGGCCGUGCUUCUUGUAUUUUGGUCUUUACCCUGAGGACCAUGAAAUUCGUGCUUUUGAUUUGAGAAACAUGUGGAUUGCUGAGAAGUUGAUAGUAGUAAAUAGUGGUAAUAGGCGAGAGGCUGAAGAUUUGGCAGAUGAUGUCCUAUAUGAUUUGGUCUCUAGAAACUUGAUUCAAGUUGCCAAAAGGACAUACGAUGGAAGAAUUUCAAGUUGCUGCAUACAUGACUUGUUACAUAGUUUGUGUGUAGAAUUGGGCAAGGAAAGUAACUUCUUUCACACCGAGCAUAGCGUGUCUGGUGAUUCCUACAAUGUUGCCAGGCUGAAAAGGAUUACAUUUUACUCUGAUAAUGUCAUGAAUGACUUCUUCUAUUCAAAUCCUAAGCCUAAAAAGCUUCGUGCACUUUUUUGUUUCACAAAACGCCCUUGCAUAUUUUCUCUAAUGGCUCAUCUUGAGUUCAAAUUAUUGCAAGUGCUGGUUGUAGUCGUUUCGGAUAUUUUUUAUCGAAGAGUCACUACCCCGAAUAUAUUUGGGAACAUGAGUUGCUUGCGCUAUCUAAGGUUGGAGGGUCGUUUUAUUAAAAUGCCAAAUAGUGUUGUCAAGCUCAAAUGUCUAGAGACCGUAGAUGUUAAUAAUUCCAUGAUAGGAAAUCCUUUGGCUCAUUGGGAGUCGAAACAAUUGAGACAUCUUCAUUACGGAUUGCAUAUAGAAUAUUUUGGGUUCUUUUCUAAUAUAAGCCAAUUUUGCCCAAACAACAAGUCCUCACUGCCUAAUAAUCUACAAACUUUAAUGUGGCUGCCUGAUAGAUUUUUUCAACCGAGAUUGUUGCACCUAUUGAUCAAUUUGAGAAAACUGGGUAUACAAGAAGUAUCCGAUUCUACCAUUAAGAUACUAUCAAUAUCGAGCCCUGUAACAAUUAUGCUGCCAAACACGCUGGAGAUUCUGAAGCUCUAUUUUUCCUGUCGCACGAAAGAGCAAAUAAACUUAUCGUGCUAUCAAAAUGUUGUCAAGUUGCAUUUGCGUCAUCUCAGAAUGAUGCCCAGCAGCUCUGUAGCACUCCCUCCAAAUCUUGUCAAGCUUACUCUUGUCGAUCUUAAGAUAGAUAGUCGUCUGCUCUCAGUGAUUAAGAAAUUGCCUAAAUUAAGGAUACUCACAAUGUAUGGCUGCGGAUAUAAUGAAGGGAAAAUGGAUCUCUCGAGCGAUGUGAAUGGUGAUAGCUUUCCGCAACUUGAAGUUUUGCAUUUUGUGGAUCCAUAUCAGUUGUUUGAGGUAACCUGCACGCAUGAUUUCAGUGUGCCUAAACUGAACAAGGUACUACUUGAAGGCGUCCGCUCCGAGAUUAGGCUCUCGGAACGGCUUGCACGGUUUAGAAUGAUGAAAAUCCCAAAUGUUGCAUAAGGUUUGUUUGAUACUAUAAUUAGUUAUGUUUUAUAUUAUCAAUAAGGUAUUUUUUUUCGCAGCAUAGGGUACCAAGUAAUGAUACAUAUGGUAUGGUAUUGUAAUGUAUACUAUAUUACAAUACAAUGUUUGAAUAGACGGUAUCAUUUACUGUUGUUUAAUAGUUUUGGUUUGAUGGUAUGGUGCUGUAUCGCAACUGGUAAGUUUACUAAAAUGUGCUUAAUU
Capsicum annuum is the source of this 3162-nucleotide messenger RNA. RefSeq names its product toMV resistance protein Tm-2(GCR236). Gene Ontology annotation, molecular function: ADP binding; ATP hydrolysis activity. The coding region runs from base 298 to 2937 and encodes 879 amino acids. Gene Ontology annotation, biological process: defense response to other organism. NCBI's taxonomy places the organism in Eukaryota, Viridiplantae, Streptophyta, Magnoliopsida, Solanales, Solanaceae. The record is from RefSeq and is a predicted model, not a curated record. The transcript has a single exon.